AUCAGGUGCCUGGUGCCCUGAACCUAUUAACUGUGCAAGAUUUGUGCUUUGGUCCUCCUUUGAAGAUGUGAAGCAACGUCGAGUCUGAAAUUGGAAUUACUCAUAGACUGGAGGAAAUCUUAGUCCUUGUGAUACACAUGGACAUGCUGAAUUAUAAGUAAUUCUAGCUUCUUUUCCCCUCCCCUCCCCUUCCCUUAUUCAGCUAUCUCAGGGUUCAUAGAGAUUUCAAUGGUUUGUGUGCCUGUAAGUUUGGAACAGAAGUGACCAAAAAUGGGGGACCAGCAAUUGUAUAAAACCAACCAUACUGCCAACAGCAACGAGAACUUGUACUACCAACAACACCAAAUGAACUCCCUUCCAUCCAUAAAUCACAGUUAUGGGACAUCUGUUAUGGAUGCUCCUCAGGCGUCCCCGCUCUCCCCGCAGUUUCCCCAAGAUUCAAGAGACAGUAUAGCUUUGCCUGUAGGGUCAAAAAGUCUUGGGUCAAUGGACACAUCUAGACAAACAAGUUGGACGCAUUCUGUCUCAGGAAACCAUGUCUCUUUAAGGAACAAUUUGAAUAAUCAAAAUGCAAUGUGGAGCCCACUGGGCCAGGGGGAGUCCCAUGACGGAUACCAAUAUUCUUAUUCUCAACCUGCUGAAAAUCGAUCGCAAAAAAUUACCAGUGGGGUCCUGCAUAAAUUGGACUCCUUUACACAAGUCUUUGCUAGCCAAAAUCUGAGAAUUCAAGUCAACAACAUGGCUCAGGUUUUGCACACUGAGUCUUCGCUAGCAGAUAAUUCUGGAGAUAGUGCACUCAGGCAGCUGCUCUCUCAGAAACCAGCAGUUGAGCAACAGCCUGUAACUUCCAGCGUGCAACGAUACCAACCGGUGCCGCAGCAAACACACCCGAAUUUUGCAAAUGCGCAGCAAAAGCAACAAAUGCAAGUCAUGCAGCACCAACAGCUGUACUAUGACUACCAGCAGCAUUUAUCACAAAUGCAGAUGCACUCUGCAUUUCAGCAAGGACAGCCACAUGUUCAACAAAUGCAGUCUCCGCAGCUCUUGCCGCAGCAGAUGCAGCACUUGCCGCAGCCUCAGUACUACGCUCAGCCGCAGCAGGGGCAUCCGCGGCUCUCGAUACCGGAGAUCCAGCAGCAGCAGCAGCAGCCAGCUCGGCAGCCACCACAGAGGCAGUGUCCAAUGCAAAUAGCUCAGUAUUACCAAACGCAAUCUGUCAUGCAGCAGCAGCAGCAACAGAUGCAAUUGCAGCUUCCUCCAUACCACAGGGAAGCCGACCCAAAGACUAUGCAUGAACCACACCAGUACUCUCAGGAUCCAGGUCAUCCUGUGCAGCUCAUCCAGUUGGGAGCAGUGCCUCAGUAUUGCUACCAAGAUCCCCAUGAACAGUACAGGCAUUUGUACCCACAGAGUUUACUGCAGCAGCAAGAGGAUCAGCAAAAGCAAUAUCCGAACGAGAGCCGAGGUCCCUCUCUGAACUCUCACGUUGGCCUCACUCCACCAGAGACAGCGGAGGAUCCCGCACAGCAGGAGGCUAAUUCUGUAGGUAACACUGUUCCUCAUCGAACUCUUCUGCCACUGUCAGGAGCUCAUCUGAACAACAAAAACUCUCAGCAAGAUUCUCCCAGUACCAUGUGGCCUCAGAUGCAACUGUCAGAUGGCAGACUGCAGCCACUGUCCCCAGAACAAAGUGGCCAGAGCAGAGAAGCAUUUCCUGAGAGAGCCGAUGCGAAGAACAAGCUAACAUGUUCAAUAUGCUUGAAGGAGUUUAAGAGUUUGCCUGCUCUGAAUGGUCACAUGAGGUCACAUGGAGGAGUAAGAGCAUCUCCUAACUUCAAACAGGAUGAAGGAGAGAAACCACCACAGCAGCCGCUGCCUAAAGAGGUGGAAAGCCUCGCGCCCAUCGUCAUGCCAGUGUCUGUCCCUGUAAAGCUUCUGUCGCCCGAGCCCAGCACGCAGCCCUCUGCCAACUCUGCCACAGUCAAAGACAAGCCUGCCAACCCUGUGUCAGAUGACGAGAUGCCAGUUCUCGUGAAGAUGACUUGCUCUCCACCGUGCAGCCCCAAAGUGGCCAACCCCUGCUCGUCCGCUGAAACUAGCAAAAAAACUCCUCCAAGUGCUGCAAAAUUAGAAGAAAACUUCAAACCAUUGCAGGACAAGAAGAAGUAUCGGCACAGACCUGAACCUCUCUUCAUACCUCCUCCUUCCUUCAACUUCAGCAUGUCCCACUCGGGUGCCACCCUGUACCAGAGUCAGCUCCGCUCGCCCCGCGUCCUCGGGGAUCACCUGCUGGAGCGGACGCACGAGCUGCCCCCUUACACUCCGCCCCCCAUGCUCAGCCCCGUGCGGCAGGGCUCUGGCCUCUUCAGCAGUGUUAUCACCUCGUCUCACAGCACCUCUCAUGCUCAGCUGCCCCUCACGCCGCUGACUCCCACUCCACGGGUACUGCUGUGUCGCUCGAAUAGUAUUGAUGGAAGUGUCAUUCCAGUGACGCCUGGGCCUGGAGAACAGACUGUUGAACCGCGAAUCAAUAUUGGGUCCAGGUUCCAGGCUGACAUUCCUGAGCUACAGGACAGAUUGUUGAUGGAGAAAGAUGUGCACAAGGCUACUUUGGUUUGGAAACCAUGGCCAGAACUGGAGAAUAAAGUCUUCCAACAAAGAGUGGAAGACCUCUUAAAUAUGAGCUGUUCCAGUGUGUUACCUGGUGGAGGAACUAACUCAGAAUAUGCUUUGCACUCUCUCUUUGAGGCUAAAGGAGAUAUUAUGGUUGCCCUUGAGAAGCUGCUGUUGAGGAAGCCAGUGAGAUUGAAGUGUCAUCCUUUGGCGAAUUACCACUACGCGGGCUCUGACAAAUGGACACAUCAAGAAAGAAGACUGUUCAAAGAGGCUUUGUCUACCUACAGCAAAGAUUUUAUAUUUGUACAGAAAAUGGUUAAGUCUAAGACAGUUGCACAAUGUGUGGAAUACUACUAUACUUGGAAGAAAAUCUUGCGUUUGGGACGGAAACACAGAACACGCUUAGAGAAGAAAAGAGAGGAAUGCCUGACAAGUGGAGAGGAGGAGGUUCUAGAGGAAGAUGAGGAAAUUGAAGAAGACAGAAAGGGAGAGAGAGAACUGCAGAAAUCUCCUGACCCACCUGCUAUCCCUCUUGUUGGACCUAUAGAUCUGCCUGCCCUUCAGAGUCUCACGCUUUCUUCAUCCUCCUUCAUCUGUGAAAUGCCAAACUGUGGCGCUGUGUUCAGCUCCCGGCAGGCGCUCAACGGCCACGCUCGCAUUCACGGAGGUACGAACCAGGUGACCAAAACGCGAUGCCCCGUUCCAGGCACUAAGCAGAAAUCCGGUACGCAGAGCGGAUACUGCUCCAUCAAGAGCUCGCCUGCCCACAGCACAACAAGCGGCGAGACUGACCCAACGACAAUUUUUCCUUGUAAGGAGUGUGGCAGGGUGUUUUUCAAAAUCAAAAGCCGUAACGCUCACAUGAAGACUCACAGACAAGAAGAACAGCAAAGGCAGAAGGCUCAAAAAGCUGCUGUAGCUGCAGAAAUGGCAGCCACUAUUGCAAGAACUACUGGGCCCGUUGGGCAUGGUAUGAUCCCUCUGGAUCAUAUGGGUUUGGUUAAACACAUUGAAAAUGUAGGUGAUGUGGAAGAUGACGUUGUUCCGGAGUUAGGUGAUGUCAUGGAAGAGAACGAAGUCGUGGAUGCUGACCUCUUACUAGAUGAUGAAGAUGCAGAUCUACUGCAGGAUGAUGCCGAGCUGUAAAUAAGAGUCUUUCGAUGGACAGCUACUAAACACAACCUGAAUGCAUCAAUCAGGAAACUUGGACUGCUUGUUUAUUCCCCACUGAUUGUAAACUACCUGUUGAAAAAUGGUAAUUCUUUAUCCAGGUCUAGAAAAGAAAUCCGCUUUUUUUUUUUCUUUUUUAUUAAUUUGUGUUUUGGGGCAAAAUAAAUAAUUGGUACAAAUAUU
This is a messenger RNA of Tinamus guttatus (white-throated tinamou), 3969 nucleotides long. The record is from RefSeq and is a predicted model, not a curated record. Lineage: Eukaryota; Metazoa; Chordata; Aves; Tinamiformes; Tinamidae.